GUACAAUCCUCUGGGAAAUUUUGAAUCAUGAUCUUUGACAGAAUUAAAAAUGCUCCUGGAAGAAUGGUUGAAGGAAUAAUGAACAAAAUCAAAAGGAAAAGAAGAAAAUAUAGUUUUAAUGCAAAAAAUGUAUCAGAAAAUACAGAUUCAGUAGCGUCAGAAAGGAAAACAGCAAGAGGACCAAAUUGCUUAGGAAAGAGACAUAUUGUAGCAAUGCUAGGAUUUUUUAAUUGCUUUUUUAUAAAUGCAAACAGGUCGGUUGUUAGUGUCUCCAUUGUGGCGAUGGUAAAACACAUACAACCAAAUGAAACUUUCCAUCUCAACAACCGUGAAGUUUCUUGCCCAUUUCCAUCAGCCUCUGAAAAUACCAUUGAAGGACCAACAUACCAAGGUGAUUUUGACUGGAAUUCGGAGAUGCAGGGCUACAUAUUAGGAGUUAGCUACGGAGGAUACAUGUUCACUCAGAUACCUGGUGGCAAACUUGCGGACAUUAUAGGAUCAAAAAUUCUUUUAGCAGCAUCCAACGCUGCCAUUGGCGUACUGACAAUAAUCACCCCUUUUGCAGCUUCGUGGAAUAUCUAUGCAUUGAUUGUCGUUAAUUUGCUGCGAAGUGCAUUACAGGGCUUUGUCAUCCCAGCUAUGUUUAGAAUGGCAUCCAACUGGUUUCCAAGCAAGGAGAGAGGUUUUCUUUCAACAUUAGUGGUAUGUGGGUACGGCUUUGGAGUCGCAGCUACUGGUAUAUUAACUGGUUGGCUAUGCGACACUCCUCAUUUACGUUGGCCAUCCGCAUUUUAUUUCUGGGGGUCAACUACACUGAUAUUGGCUGCUGCAUUUGCUUUUCUGCUGCAUGAACAUCCUCAAGAUCAUCCAACAAUAACAGAAGAAGAAUUGAAGUACAUAACGGAUGGACAAGAAAUGGAUCUCUCUGAAAAAACCCCUUCGACGCCCUGGAAAAAGAUGCUCACAUCUCCUGCUAGCUAUGCUUACUUUUUUGGAUUAUUUGGUCAUUACUGGUCAAUUGCAUAUUUUCUAAUCGUCCAUCCAACGUUUAUGGGUACAGUUUUACAUUUCACCAUGACAGAGAAUGGAUUAUCCUCUUGCGGACCAGUUUUGAUGAAAAGCAUUGGUGGUAUCAUCGCGAGCUUUUUAUCUAACUGGGUGACAAAGAAAAAUUUCAUUAGCAUUGAUAAACUCAGGAAAGGAUUUACGCUCUUUGGAGCUUUUGGUUUCGCUAUCUGCAUGAUAGGAAUGGGGCUGGCCGGAUGCAACGCUACCAUCAGCAUACUCCUGUUUUCGUUAUCCUUGUUUACAUCAGGAAUGGCUCUUUCUGGAGUCAUGAUCUCAGGCAUGGACAUGGCACCCGUACAUGCAGGCGCUCUCAUGGGCAUUGCAUGCACCAUUGCUGGGUUAUCAUCACUUAUUAUUCCACUCUUAACAGGAUUUUUAACCACCCAUGAAGCUCUUUCUGAGUGGAAAAAGGUCUUCUGGAUAUCGUCUGCCAUCGUGGGACUCAGUGGCGUCGUCUACGCCGCUUUUGGAUCUGCAGAAGUUCAAGCUUGGAAUUUUCCUGGUGGAAAGUUUCCUGAAAAGUUAGAAGAAGAUAAAGGAAAAGGAAAAGCUGAAAAUAAAUCCACAGAGCCUUAAGAAAGUUUUCAAUGGCUUUAUUUAUGUACAAAUAUGU
This is a messenger RNA of Argiope bruennichi, 1681 nucleotides long. Its product is annotated as sialin-like. The transcript is spliced from 10 exons. The record is from RefSeq and is a predicted model, not a curated record. Gene Ontology annotation, molecular function: transmembrane transporter activity. Bases 28 to 1644 code for a protein of 538 amino acids. Gene Ontology annotation, biological process: transmembrane transport; monoatomic anion transport. Lineage: Eukaryota; Metazoa; Arthropoda; Arachnida; Araneae; Araneidae.